AUGACAUUACCACAGAGACAAAUCAGAAAUGGUUUGUUCGAUGCGAUGAUUCAUUGCACAGAUCAAGUUAUUACAGGCGAUAAAUGCCCAAUGGCAGACAAUUUCUUCUUUUCUGUCAUGAAAGAACUUGUUGACAUUAGCACUGGUUUAUUGCAACCUGAUGCUUCAUUAGAACUUCAUGAGAGAUUGAUUGUUGCUUCAGAAUUCGCACAGAACCAAAUAUAG
Messenger RNA from Trichomonas vaginalis G3, 225 nucleotides. RefSeq names its product hydroxyacid-oxoacid transhydrogenase protein. The record is from RefSeq and is a predicted model, not a curated record. Gene Ontology annotation, molecular function: butanol dehydrogenase (NAD+) activity. The transcript has a single exon. Lineage: Eukaryota; Parabasalia; Trichomonadida; Trichomonadidae. The coding region runs from base 1 to 225 and encodes 74 amino acids.